AUGGUUAAAAAAGCUAUUGAUUCCAGAAUUCCAGCUCAGAUCCGUAAUGGGGUCCAGGAGAAACAGCGUAGUUUCUUCAUCAUCGUUGGUGAUAAAGCUCGUAACCAAUUACCAAAUUUGCACUAUUUGAUGAUGUCUGCGGAUUUGAAAAUGAACAAAUCAGUCUUGUGGGCUUAUAAAAAUAAACUUUUGGGAUUCACUUCACAUAGAAAGAAAAGAGAAACAAAAAUCAAAAAGGAAAUCAAAAGAGGUAUUCGUGAAGCUAAUGAACAAGAUCCGUUUGAAUCAUUUAUUUCAAAUCAAAACAUUAGAUAUGUCUACUAUAAAGAAUCAGAAAAAAUUUUAGGUAAUACAUAUGGGAUGUGUAUUUUACAAGAUUUUGAAGCUUUAACUCCUAAUUUGCUAGCAAGAACAAUUGAAACAGUUGAAGGUGGUGGUAUUGUUGUUUUACUUUUGAAAUCCAUGUCAUCAUUGAAACAACUUUACACAAUGUCUAUGGAUAUUCACAGCCGUUAUAGAACAGAAGCUCAUGAUGAUGUUGUCGCUAGAUUCAAUGAAAGAUUCAUUUUGUCUUUAGGAUCAUGUGAAAAUUGUUUGGUUGUUGAUGACGAGUUGAAUGUUUUACCAAUAUCUGGAGGUAAACACGUCAAACCUCUUCCACCAAAAGAUGAUGAUGAGUUAUCACCAAAAGCUCAAGAGCUCCAAACAUUGAAGCAAUCAUUAGAAGAUGUUCAACCUGCUGGAUCAUUGGUUUCGCUUGCUAAAACGGUUAAUCAAGCCCAAGCAAUUUUGACUUUUGUUGAUGCAAUCUCAGAAAAAACUUUAAGAUCAACUGUUGCAUUAACAGCUGGUAGAGGUAGAGGUAAAUCCGCAGCAUUAGGUAUUUCAAUGGCUGCAGCAGUUUCUCACGGAUAUUCAAAUAUUUUUGUUACAUCGCCAUCUCCAGAAAAUUUAAAAACUCUUUUUGAAUUUAUCUUCAAAGGUUUUGAUGCUUUAGGUUACCAGGAACAUUUAGAUUAUGAUAUUAUUCAAUCAACCAAUCCAGCUUUUAACAAGGCAAUCGUCAGAGUUGAUAUUAAAAGAGACCAUAGACAAACCAUUCAAUAUAUUUCACCAAGUGAUUCUCAUGUUUUGGGCCAAGCAGAAUUGGUUGUUAUUGAUGAAGCUGCUGCUAUUCCAUUACCAGUUGUCAAAAAAUUAUUAGGUCCAUACCUUGUGUUCAUGGCUUCAACAAUCAAUGGUUAUGAAGGUACAGGUAGAUCUUUAUCUUUGAAAUUGAUUCAGCAAUUACGUGAACAAUCUGUCACUGAUGGUAGAAAUGAUGAUACAACUGUUGUCUCCAGAGAUAGCAAAGAUAAUAAUGAGCCAGAAGUUCUAGGUCGUACUUUACGUGAGGUUACACUAGACGAACCAAUCAGAUAUGCCCCUGGUGAUGCAGUUGAAAAAUGGAUGAAUAAAUUAUUAUGUUUAGACGUCUCUCUUUCUAAAAAUUCCAGAUUUGCAGCCAGAGGUACACCACACCCAUCCCAGUGUAACAUGUUUAUUGUUAACAGAGAUACUUUGUUCUCGUAUCACCCAGUUUCUGAAAACUUUUUACAUAAAAUGAUGGCUUUAUUUGUUGCUUCCCAUUACAAAAAUUCACCAAAUGAUUUACAAUUAAUGAGUGAUGCACCAGCUCAUGAGCUUUUUGUUUUAUUACCACCUAUUGAUGAAAGCAGUGGUAGAAUUCCAGAUCCAUUAUGUGUGGUUCAAAUAGCUUUAGAAGGUGAAAUUUCAAAAGAAAGUGUUCGUAAUAGUUUAAGUCGUGGUCAUAGAGCAGGUGGUGAUAUGAUACCUUGGGUUGUUUCUGAACAAUUCCAAGAUGAAGAUUUUGCUAGAUUGAGUGGUGCUCGUGUCGUUAGAAUUGCUACAAAUCCUGAUUAUGCAAGUAUGGGAUACGGUUCAAGAGCAAUGGAAUUACUAAGGGAUUAUUUUGAAGGUAAAUUUACAGACAUUUCAGAAUCUAAUACCACUAAAGACUACAAUGUCAAGCGUGUGAGUGAUAAAUAUUUGGAAAAGACAAAUCUUUUGAAAGAUGAUGUCAAGCUUCGUGAUGCUAAAACACUACCACCAUUAUUGUUAAAGUUAUCAGAAAAGGCUCCACACUAUUUACAUUACUUAGGUGUUUCAUUCGGUUUAACUCCUUCUUUACAUAAAUUUUGGAAAAAUAACAAAUUUAGCCCUGUUUAUUUACGUCAAACUCAAAAUGAAUUGACUGGUGAACAUACAUGUGUUAUGCUUUCAUCUUUGGAAAACAGAGAAAACCAAUGGCUCUCAGAAUUUUCAAAAGAUUUCCACAAAAGAUUUUUAUCAUUGAUGUCAUAUGACUUUAAAAAAUUCACUUCAGUUCAAGCUUUGAACGUCAUUGAAAGUGCUAAAGCUGUCCAAAAGGAUGAAGUUGAACAAUUGGACAAGAGUGAUUUGGAUAAGAUUUUUUCACCAUUCGACUUGAAAAGGUUGGAAUCAUAUUCCAAUAAUUUAUUAGAUUAUCAUGUUAUUGUUGAUUUGUUACCUGGUAUUUCAAGCUUAUACUUCGCAGGUAAGAUUGAUGGUGUUAGAUUAUCUGGUGUUCAAAAUGCAAUUUUAUUAGCUAUUGGUUUACAACAUAAAGAUAUUGAUGAUAUUUCCAAAGAGUUGAAUUUACCGGCCAACCAAACAAUUGCAAUGUUUUCCAAGAUCAUCAGAAAAAUAUCAACAUUCUUCAGAGAAUUAUUAAGUAGAUCAAUUGAAAACACAAUGCCAGAAUUUAAAGAUGAUGCUGUUGCUGAAAUUGAUGGUGAAGAUACUCCAAGAUUUGAAGCUAUCAAAGAAACAAUUGAAGAUGAAUUGGAUGGUGAAACCGAUGAAACUAAAAAGGCUUUACGUGAAAAACAACGAGAACUAAUCAAUUCGCUGAACUUGGACAAAUAUAACAUUGAUGAUAAUGACGUUGAAAUUAAUGAAAAAGAUCUCUCAAAAGCUGCAGCAUCAGGAAAAGUUGUUGCAUUGAAAAACAAAAAUGUCAAAAGAAAACAAGAAAGUGCAGAUGAUGUCUACAAUGAAGAAGUUAAAGCUUUGAAAAAAGCUAAAAAGAAGACAAAGAAAUAG
Molecule: messenger RNA, 3126 nt
Organism: Hansenula ciferrii
Lineage: Eukaryota; Fungi; Ascomycota; Saccharomycetes; Phaffomycetales; Wickerhamomycetaceae
Gene: KRE33
Product: ribosome biosynthesis protein KRE33
Exons: 1
Coding region: 1-3126 (1041 amino acids)
Biological process (GO): rRNA acetylation involved in maturation of SSU-rRNA
Cellular component (GO): nucleolus; 90S preribosome
Molecular function (GO): 18S rRNA cytidine N-acetyltransferase activity; tRNA binding; ATP binding
Source: RefSeq, a predicted model, not a curated record